AUGCGGUUCAUCAUCUCUCUCGUCAUCCUCGCCACUUGCGCCAUGUGCGCUCCCGCGCCUAUUAACAGCGGCCGCGCAACAACAGUCUCCACCGUUGACGAAGACGCAAAAGUCAUUUACCCUGACUACCGCCGCGCAGAAACCGUAGACGAGGAUGCGAAAGUGAUCUAUCCUGAUUAUUGAAGGGAAUUUUUCAGGAAGCGUGAGCGCUAUGAAAUGGAAUAGUCAGGAUGCGUGUUUGGAUUUUGAUCGAUGUGGUGUUACAUAGCAACACAAAUCUUACUUUUAUUUGGCAACUCUCACCCUGGUUCAACUCUCCAGAUGUAUAGGUACAUACAUAUGUACUGUAUACGACGCUAUUCUUCGGGCUGUGUAACCGCCGUCAGCUGCUGGGCAGUGAAAUUUAAUUCGUUACCAUGGGCGCACAGCGUUGGUCCCCAGCACCCCCUGCGCCUCUUACGUAGUUCAAAUAAUAGAUACGCAAGAGCUCUCCGGCACUCCGUUGCCUAGCAGGAUUGUGAGACGCCUUCCAGUGUUGGUUAAAUCUAUCUUCGAUCCCAGAGGCGUCAUCACUCGAAACAGACUCAUUUCGGUCGAUUGUUCCACCUUCCUUUCAAACCGGUCUUCGGGCGGUGCCCGAGCGCAGAGACCAAAACGAAGCGACCAGCGGCCGAAGCCGUCGCUGACAUGUCGGUUCACAUAACGACCGCCG
Molecule: messenger RNA, 712 nt
Organism: Annulohypoxylon maeteangense
Lineage: Eukaryota; Fungi; Ascomycota; Sordariomycetes; Xylariales; Hypoxylaceae
Exons: 3
Coding region: 253-510 (85 amino acids)
Source: RefSeq, a predicted model, not a curated record